Molecule: messenger RNA, 1951 nt
Organism: Nerophis lumbriciformis (worm pipefish)
Lineage: Eukaryota; Metazoa; Chordata; Actinopteri; Syngnathiformes; Syngnathidae
Gene: setmar
Product: SET domain and mariner transposase fusion gene
Cellular component (GO): nucleus
Molecular function (GO): zinc ion binding; protein binding; histone methyltransferase activity
Source: RefSeq, a predicted model, not a curated record
UACAGGAAGUUUGGAACGACAACGAAAACUCCCGGUUAUGGAUUUGAGCACCGGCCUGGAGGAUGUUGCUGUUUUAUUUCAACCUCAUUCGGCCAAACAGAGCAUUCCUGACUUCGAGUACUCCCCAGGCAACGUUCCAGGACCAGGAUGCACCGCUGACCCCAGUGAAGUGACACUUCCAGGAUGCUCCUGCCGCUCCCACCAGUGUUCCAGCGAGACCUGCUCCUGCCUGCAGAGCCACGGACAAGCCUACGCCAGCAACGGCACGCUGCUGAGCGUCAACAUGCCGGACGCCAACCACUGCACGCCGGUGUUCGAGUGCAACGCCCUCUGUCCCUGCAGUGACACGUGCUCCAACCGGGUGGUGCAGGGAGGACUGCGACUGGCCUUGCAGGUGUGCAGCACCGGCGGUAGCGGGUGGGGAGUGCGCACUUGUCAGCGGAUACCGCGAGGGACGUUCGUGUGCGAGUACGCGGGAGAGGUCAUCGGCUUCGAGGAGGCCAGACGUCGACAGCUCGCGCAGGGAUGUGAUGAAAACAAUUACAUCAUCGCCGUACGGGAGCACGGCGGCACGGCGUCCGUCGCCGAGACAUUUGUGGACCCGACCACUGUGGGAAACGUCGGUCGCUUCCUGAACCACUCCUGCCUGCCCAACCUGUUCAUGGUGCCGGUCCGCGUGCACUCGGCGGUGCCCAGAUUGGCGCUCUUCGCCGGCCGGGACAUCGACGCCCUAGAGGAACUGACGUUUGACUACUCGGGGGGCUACAGAAACCAAACACCCGGACAGAUGCCGGUCACACAAACUGAUCAGGCCAGUAGGACAGUCCGGAGGAAAGUAUGUCACUGCGGUGCCAACAACUGUGAAAAGUUCCUUCCUCUGGAUGCAUCUAUUUUAAACUAACCUACAUUACAACACCCCCCCUCCCUCGCUGAAACGUUCACAUUCAUACCUUGACAUCAUCUUCAAACAAGACAAAAUGUCAGUCUGUCUUCAUUACCGAGUUCCUGAGAGAACUCCUUGACAUUUCUGUGUACUCUUGAGCAGCGUUCAAGAACACCUACUUCCUGUCAUGCUGCCCUUACACUUGAUAUCCCGCCUGAAGAGCAUCCUGAGCACCGCCAGCAUAUCCUUUUAUCCAUCUGAAUAGCCAUGAUAUUUUCAGUCUUUAUGACAGUAACGCCGUAAAGCAGAGUAACAAAUGUCAUAUGACUCCAACCACUCAUUUCUGUCAUCCUAAACGGUGUCUCUAUUCUUGCUAUUCUCAGUUUUCUCAUCGCUCUUGGACCUCAGGAGAGGUGCGACCAAUUAAAAGGGGCCUCGGGGUGUUUGGAUUUAGAAACACGUUUUAUUCCCCAGUCGAAGGAGGAGGAGUGCGGGUGUCCCACUUCAACGUGACGGUUUCUGAAAUCAGGCCCUCCCUUUCAACGUGGCCCAUUUCUCGUCUAGACCCGCUUUCAUUUGAGUAAUAAUAUCAACAUCUGGGUUAAUUAGAAUAGAGAGAGAAAUGGGACCAUUGCUUGAGAAUGUAAGCACGGACAAGCAGAGAGAAACCUGCCAAGUUGUUUUUCACAAUUAUAGUCAACGCUGUUUUAGAAUUUUUUUUUCCUAUUUGAAUGAUCUUAAUUAUGAAAACUCUUAUAUUUUUAUUCAAACACUACAACUCCACAAGGACUCAGAUGUGAACUGCCAAGCUACCAUUUUAUUUGUCACCUUAGCACAGUUUGUGCUGGUGUCUCUACAGAAGACACAUUUUUUGGGAGGGAAAAAUGGUGCAAUAUUGUGAGAAAAAGGAAUAUCCUGACAUUGUAUUUUAUUUUAUCUUAUAAGACAAAAUUAUAUAAUUUAAAAAGAUUAAAGUGAAAUAUUAUGUGAAAAAAAAGUAUUUUUUAUUUUUAGAAAAAAAAUAAUAUUGUGAGAGAUAAAAGUUGUCAAAUUUUUUUUUUAAAUGUG